Jaculus jaculus (lesser Egyptian jerboa) is the source of this 1056-nucleotide messenger RNA. RefSeq names its product olfactory receptor 1440-like. Gene Ontology annotation, molecular function: olfactory receptor activity; G protein-coupled receptor activity; odorant binding. Lineage: Eukaryota; Metazoa; Chordata; Mammalia; Rodentia; Dipodidae. Bases 1 to 1056 code for a protein of 351 amino acids. The record is from RefSeq and is a predicted model, not a curated record. Gene Ontology annotation, cellular component: membrane. The transcript has 2 exons. Gene Ontology annotation, biological process: G protein-coupled receptor signaling pathway; sensory perception of smell.
AUGGAUGUAUGGGAGAUUGUACGCUCACCGCACAUUUUCGAGGAGAAAGAUCUUCCUGUAGGGAUGUUACUGUGGAAGAUGGUGGAGAGUUUAAGAAGCUCCAAGAUCAUAACUGGAGGAAGGAGUAAUGCCACCAUCACCAAAUUCAUUCUUUUGGGAUUCUCUGAUCUUCCCAAGCUCAAAAGUGCUCUCUUUGUGGUAUUCUUGGGGACUUACCUCUCCACGGUUAUGUGCAAUCUGGGACUUAUCAUUCUGAUUAGGAUUGACCCUUACUUACACACACCCAUGUACUUCUUCCUCAGCAAUUUAUCACUUUUAGAUUUCUGCUAUGUUACCUCUACAACCCCCACAAUGCUCUCAGGAUUCUUCCAGAAGCCUAAAUCCAUCUCCUUUAUAGGGUGUGCUAUGCAGUAUUUCUGUUUUUCUAGCCUGGGUCUGACUGAGUGCUGUCUUCUGGCAGCCAUGGCUUAUGAUCGGUAUGCUGCCAUCUGUCACCCCCUGCUUUAUACCACCACCAUGUCCCCUUCCCUCUGUGUGCAGAUGGUGGCUGGAGCCUAUAUCUCUGGUGUGUUUGGUUCAUUGAUCCAACUGUAUGCUAUACUUCAGCUCACUUUCUGUGGGCCAAAUAUUAUCAACCACUUCUUUUGUGACCUGCCUCAAUUAUUAGUCUUAUCAUGCUCUGAAACCUUUUUCCUGCAAGUCAUGAAAUUUGUGAUAGCCGUGAUUUUUGGGGUGGCAUCUGUGUUAGUUAUCCUGAUCUCCUAUGGUUAUAUUGUUGCCACCAUCUGGAAGAUUAGUUCAGUACAAGGCAGGUCCAAGGCUUUCAGUACCUGUGCUUCUCACCUGAUAGCAGUCAGCCUCUUUUUUGGAUCAGGAUUGUGUGUCUACAUGCGUCCCAGCUCUGACAUUUCUCAGAACUAUGACAAGAUGGCAUCUCUCUUCUACACUGUGGUGAUUCCCAUGUUGAAUCCUUUGAUUUAUAGUCUGAGGAACAAGGAAAUCAAAGAUGCUCUUAAGAGGAGUAAGAAGAGGUGUGUUUCCUAUUGCCACUGUUAA